AUGUUCCGCGCGGCGUCGCGGCGCGCAAGCGCCUCCUCCACCCCGGCCCUGAGACUGUCCCAAGCACAACGUCAGCCCUUGAGCCGAUUAAUACACAAUGAUGCGCGGCCAUCGCUGCUUCUAAGGUCAUCCAACGCGCCAUCCCUCGUCCGCUCUCAACUACCUCACGUCCGCCACCUAUCCUACACCCAACGCAUCCGUCGAAUCUACCGUGAAGCUUCGAAGGGGAUUUUCCGCAAGAACCCGAUUCUCCUCCCUCUUGCCCUCGUCUCUUUCGUCGCUGCAUUCACGGCGUUCGGAUAUGCAUCUUACGUCGAAGCCACGCGGGUGGCACCGCAGUAUCACAAGUUUCCGGGUCCAGUAGCCGACACGCUGCGUACGGCCGUGUAUUACACCGAAAUCGACUUGAACCCGUUCAAGGCCUUAGACGCAUAUAAGGAGGCUUUGCGGACGGGCCUUGAGCUGGGCAUGCAUCCUUUCUCGGACGAGAUUCUCGGCAUCAAGCUGCAGGUGGCGAUGAUGUUGGAGAAGGCGGGCCUAGUGAAACAGGCGAUUGAGGCUGCUGGCGCUGGAGCUGGCAAGCCUGCCCCGUCGCCUGCACAGGCGAAGGUCGAGGCUGAUCAAGUGCAGGUCAGUGAUGAGGCCUUGCGCGAAGCGGAAAAGGAUCUUGUGGCCAUGCAGGAGUUUGAGGCGCGGCAGCGGGACCGGGCGCUGAAGAAGGUUGUCGGUAUGGAGAUGAAGCUUGCUGAGCUGUAUGCGAGCGAUCAUAUUCAGGAUGAGAAGAAAGCGGAGGCUGCGCAGGUAGCUGCUGUGGAGUUGAGUCUGAAGGAGUUGCACCGCCGACUGCAGCUCGGCUUGCCUGUUGGGGUAGCUGAUAGUGAUGAUGCGGCUGGUGAGCCUUGGUUGAACAUGGUUGAGAUUGCCACAGCGCUCGCUGAACUGGCAGCUACUUAUACUGCCAAAGAGCGAUACGAGCUCGCCAUGCCGCUUUACAUGCGUGCAUUGGACUUGAUCCGCCAGUCGGAGGGAAACUCGGUAUCGUGUAAGCAAGUUGUUUUGCUGAACGACGUUGCCACCGCCAUGACCGGUCAGGUGCAGAAGCCCACUCCUGGACAGAAGCAGGGCUCGCAGGACCAGAUCAUUGAGGCAGCCCGUCAGUGGGCACAAAAGUCUAUCGACGUAGCGGCGCGUAUUCAGCCGCCGCUUCGAGACGAGGAAUGUGAUAUUACUUGCGUCGUGGCGACUUACAAUCUGGGCGAAAUCGCAGAGCUCCAGAAAAAGCCAGAUGUAGCUCGCUCGCGAUACACGGAAGCUUUGUCUCUUGCAAAGGGCCUGGAUUAUGAAGACGGAGUCGCUAUGGCUAAUGCAGCUCUAAAACGGCUUUCCAAGAAAUAG
This is a messenger RNA of Penicillium chermesinum, 1395 nucleotides long. RefSeq names its product TPR domain protein. Gene Ontology annotation, cellular component: i-AAA complex. Gene Ontology annotation, molecular function: misfolded protein binding. Gene Ontology annotation, biological process: protein quality control for misfolded or incompletely synthesized proteins. NCBI's taxonomy places the organism in Eukaryota, Fungi, Ascomycota, Eurotiomycetes, Eurotiales, Aspergillaceae. The transcript has 2 exons. The coding region runs from base 1 to 1395 and encodes 464 amino acids. The record is from RefSeq and is a predicted model, not a curated record.